This is a messenger RNA of Erigeron canadensis, 525 nucleotides long. RefSeq names its product protein MOTHER of FT and TFL1 homolog 2-like. The transcript is spliced from 3 exons. The coding region runs from base 1 to 525 and encodes 174 amino acids. The record is from RefSeq and is a predicted model, not a curated record. NCBI's taxonomy places the organism in Eukaryota, Viridiplantae, Streptophyta, Magnoliopsida, Asterales, Asteraceae. Gene Ontology annotation, biological process: positive regulation of seed germination; response to abscisic acid.
AUGAUUCCAAAUGCAUUUCUUGAGGUGGCUAGGCAUGUCAUUGGAAUCAUGAGUGAACCAUUUGUGCCUUCGGUCCAUAUGAAGGCGAGCUAUGGCAACCAUCUGGUGAGUAACGGGCGUUACCUUAGGACCUUGGUUGUUUGUGCUGCUCCAAGUGUUACCAUAGAUGGAGACCCUAACGCACUAUACACAUUGGUAAUGAUCGAUCCAGAUGUUCCAAACCCAUACGAGCCAACUUCACAAGAUUUCGUCUCCUGGAUUGUGAUUAACAUUCCUGGUGGGACGUCGUGUGCUCAAGGUACUGAAUUCCUCUCGUACAAUGCUCCAAAGCCUGACAUUGGAGUUCAUCGUCAUGUAUUUGUUCUGUACAAGCAACAGUCGCGACUUGAUGGUAUUGAAACACUCCCCUCUCGAAUUUGCUUCAAGACUCGUGAUUUCGCAGAAAAGCACAACCUUGGAUAUCCGGUGAAUCUGUCGUACUUCAAUACAAAGAAAGAAAUCAGGAAAAGGCAGUUGAUGGCAUGA